Messenger RNA from Vicia faba (fava bean), 546 nucleotides. Lineage: Eukaryota; Viridiplantae; Streptophyta; Magnoliopsida; Fabales; Fabaceae. The record is from the annotation of a GenBank genome assembly.
AUGCUAAAAUGGAGGCAUACCUACCCUAGAGAGUUUUCUCGAAGUUCUGUUUGCGAAUUCCCACUUGUGGAUCUGAUGCUUAUACUUAGUUGGAUAGUGUCAUCUGUGAUAGAUUCCUACAUCUUUUUUGUGGGUUUUAGCUUACGAAUGAGAACCAGAGACAAAGAUGGUUCUAUUGUAGGACAGACCCCUGAUAGAGCUGAUGCUGAAGCCCGGGAUGACGAGGCGCAGACUUCAGAGCUACGGGAUGAACGUCUUCCUCCGGCCGGUUCUCACUGGAAACGGAUGGCAGAGCAGCAUACGCAGUUUCGUGCAUCCCGCUCUUGGGGUAUUAGAGUAUCCACUGUUGAGGAGGAGGCUGAGCAGGAGGUUGUUGCUGAGCGAAUUGAUGAGGUGUUCCCCGUUGAUACAGACACCGCGACUCGUGCGUCUACAAAGUCAUCAGUAUACACUGAUGAAGGUUUCUCUGAAGGACCUUCAUACAGGUCCGUGCUGACAGGAUUUGCGGACAAUGUCGCUUAUAGGAUAUGGAGCGUCCAAUGUUGA